UGACUGCAAUUGAAGUUGCAGUUGCAGUUUUGCAGUAGUUGGCGUUGUGUGGCUGCCUGCCUGCCUCAUCUGCCAGUUGUCAGCGGAAGUGUUGAUGAAUUUAUUUGUCAAAAUCGCAUUAGGCGACCCCAGGUUAUUUCGGCUCUUAGGCAACUGGUCACACUUGAGCAACAGCUGUUUUGCCUCCGCUGAACACCCCCACACACAUAUACAUACACACACAAACACACCGACACGCACGUGCUGCGCCGCUGCUGUGCUUUAUUUUUUUUCCCGUGGUGUCUGCCGCCUGCAUUUGGACAUUAUUUUCCUUAUUUGGCUGGAAGCAGUCGUUUGCUCCGUUCUCUCUCUUGCUCGCGCGCGCUCUCUAUCUCUCUCUCUCACACUAUGGGCAAGAACAGCAAGCGCAACAACAAAGCCAAACAGCAGCAGCAGCAGCAGCAGCAGGCGCAACAAGCUGCAGCAGCAGCAUCCGGCGGAGGGGCUGCAUCUUCCAGCAAAAGCAACAACAAUAACAACAACAACAAGGAAGAACAAAAUGCUUUGGAACGACGCUUCCCCCGGCUAAGCGGAAAGCAGCGAAAAGAACUUAACCAAUUGGUUUUGCAACUCUUGGAUUUGGUGCAAGUACAGCCGGCGAAUCCCAACGAAGAGUGGACCCAAUAUGUGCAGCUACAGAAGCUACUGGAUCGCAUCACUCAGCUGGAGGAACCCUUGCAGAAGGCAGUGUGCCCGGAGAUUUCCGCUGGCGACGAUCAACAGCGAUUGGCCAAGGUGGCGGCGUUCAGUGAAUGGGCCAAGGCGGCCGGCGUGCAAAGCGAAGGCGUCGAGAUAGCCAUCUUUCCGGGUUACCAACUGGGCCUACGGGCCACCCGUGACCUGGCCGCCGACGAGCAGGUUCUUAGUGUGCCCCGUAAGCUGAUCUUUUCGGAGGAACAUCUCCCGGAAUCGGAUCGCCGGCUCUUCUGCAACUAUCCGCUGCUCACGAACUUUAAUCUGGCCUACGCCCUGGUCAUCGAGAAGGUGCGCGGGGCGGAGAGCGAGUGGCGGCCGUACAUUGAUCUGCUGCCGGCCAAGUACAAUACGGUGCUGUACUUUAGUGUCGCCCAGAUGCAGCGACUCCGGGGCACCGCCGCCGGAACGGUGGCGUUGCGGCAGUGCCGCGUGAUUGCCCGUCAGUACGCCAACAUGUACAAGUGCGCCCACAUCCGGCCGGAGGCGAGCAGCAGUGAUGGAGGUGGCUCCAUGGGUGUCCUCUGCACGCAGCACGGCCUGUGCUAUGAGCUGUACAGGUGGGCCGUCUCCACGGUAAUGACCCGCCAGAAUCUAGUGCCCCGCGAAAUGCAGGCCAUCGACGAGGCGGAGCUGAACCAGCUGCCCAUAUCGGCCCUGAUUCCGUACUGGGAUAUGGCCAAUCACAGGCCGGGCAAGAUCACCUCCUUCUAUGACAGCGGAACGCGUCAGAUGGACUGUACCGCCCAGGAGGAGUUCAAGGCGGGCGAGCAGUUCUUUAUCUACUACGGAGAUCGUUCCAAUGCCGAUCUUCUCGUGCACAAUGGCUUUGUGGACCUGAACAACCGCAAGGAUUAUGUGAAGAUCCGCUUGGGUUUGAGUCCCACAGAUCCGCUGGCGGAGCAGCGUGCCCGCAUCCUGGCCAAGCUGAAUAUCGAUCGCAAGGCGGAGCUGCGUGUGCUGCCCGCUCCGGAUUUUAUAUCCGGCGAACUGCUGGCCUUCGUCCGGGUCUUCAACAUGAGUGCCGAGCAGCUGGAUCACUGGCACAGCGAUUUGGAGCGGGCUGGGGAUCUGCUGCACAUUGACUGUGCUUUGGAGACGGACCAUGAGACGCGCACCUGGCAGUAUCUGUAUCAGCGUUUGAAGCUGCUCCUGGGCGUCUUUGAGGUCACUUUAAAGGAGGCCGACGAGGUGGAGCUGCUGUCGCAGCUGAAGAUUAAGGAGGCUGCGGGCGAGGCAGCGGCUGGUCACGAGAUUGACCUGAUGCUGUUGGAGUAUCGCCGCCUGGAGAGGAGCAUCCUGGCGGGAGCUCUACAAUAUGCUCAGGAGCAUUGCAAGGUAUGAAAGGGAUUUCAUUACUCCCCUUCCCCUUUGCCUACCCCUUUAACCCCCCCAAAAGAAGCACAAUUCAAGUGGCCAUAGUUCAGUCUAGAAAUUAGCUUUAAACUUGAUUUUUUUUUCUUUUUUUUUAUGUAAGAUUCAUAAUCUUUAGUUAAAUUAUUUAAACCGAUCUUUUAGUCGUGAGUUUUUUGCAGUUGAAAACCAAAAGGAAGCCAAGACCUCAUCAGUUUUUAUAUAUAUAUUUGAUAUAUACUCUUGAUAUUCAGUUAAAAAACUGUGUACGUCUAGUUUUGUCCCUUAUUUUAAGUUUUCUUCUACUUUUUUUUUAAGCCGCUUAAUUGUUUAAUGUUUGUUUAUAUUUUUAUAAUUUUAUUACUUAUAAUAACCAGUUGAAAUAU
Molecule: messenger RNA, 2471 nt
Organism: Drosophila kikkawai
Lineage: Eukaryota; Metazoa; Arthropoda; Insecta; Diptera; Drosophilidae
Gene: Setd3
Product: SET domain containing 3
Biological process (GO): actin modification; peptidyl-lysine trimethylation; peptidyl-lysine monomethylation
Molecular function (GO): protein binding; protein-lysine N-methyltransferase activity; protein-L-histidine N-tele-methyltransferase activity
Source: RefSeq, a predicted model, not a curated record